Molecule: messenger RNA, 738 nt
Organism: Macrosiphum euphorbiae (potato aphid)
Lineage: Eukaryota; Metazoa; Arthropoda; Insecta; Hemiptera; Aphididae
Source: the annotation of a GenBank genome assembly
AUGAUCACUAAAUUCAUUUUGGCAUAUUUGGCUAUGAACACCGUUGUCACUAGCAAUGCGGAUGAGUUCAAAUGCAAGAAGUUUGCCGACGGAUCGGUCUAUCCAUCCAGCACCAUUGAAUCUACCAAUCACAAAUUGCAGUACACCAAAGCAUUGAUAUCAAAACCAGCUCCCGAUUGGAAGAGCACAGCCGUCAUUAAUGGCUCGUUGCAGGAGCUGAAGCUAAAAGAUUUUCGUGGGAAGUAUUUAGUAUUCUUCUUUUACCCAUUGGACUUCACAUUUGUUUGUCCAACAGAAAUAUUAGCUUUCAAUGACCGUAUUGAGGAGUUUAGGAGGAUCGAUGCCAAUGUUGUUGCUGCAUCAGUGGACUCACAUUUUACACAUUUGGCUUGGGUAAACACACCGCGAAAGGAUGGUGGUUUGGGUAACUUGUCAAUCCCCUUAUUGUCUGACAUGACUCAUAAAAUAUCCAAAGAUUAUGGUGUUUAUUUGAGCGAUGUUGGUCAUUCCCUGAGGGGACUGUUUAUUAUAGACAAUAGAGGUAUUCUCCGACAAAUCACAAUGAAUGACUUGCCAGUCGGUCGAAGUGUAGAUGAAACUCUAAGACUAGUACAAGCAUUUCAAUAUACAGAUAUGCACGGAGAAGUAUGUCCUGCUAAUUGGAAACCUGGAGAACAAACGAUAAUUCCUGACCCUAUUAAGAAGAAAGAAUAUUUUGAUAGACUGAUCGAAUUAUAA